Messenger RNA from Phascolarctos cinereus (koala), 5634 nucleotides. RefSeq names its product transmembrane O-mannosyltransferase targeting cadherins 1 (gene TMTC1). Gene Ontology annotation, biological process: RNA processing; protein O-linked glycosylation via mannose. Gene Ontology annotation, molecular function: protein binding; mannosyltransferase activity. NCBI's taxonomy places the organism in Eukaryota, Metazoa, Chordata, Mammalia, Diprotodontia, Phascolarctidae. The record is from RefSeq and is a predicted model, not a curated record.
UAAAUUUAGAUGUUCCUGACUCCAGUUCCAGUGUGCCACCUCACUGCCUCAAAUAUUGAUGGAUUGAAAUCUGUACUGUGAGGAAGUAUUCACAUCGAUGAAAUUAUGGAUCAACCAAAGUUGUUUUUUUGGGGGGGAAGAGAACUUUCAUAAAAGGGGGAGCUUAAGAGUCAAAGCCAGGGAGCUUUGGAGAAUCUUUGCAUAUUGACUUAGAAGGAAUUAUUCAAACGUCUAAAGCACUGGGGAUAAUACACUGGAUCUGGGAUUUCACUGAUACAAAGAACACCCAGAUGACAGAACUUCCUCAACCAAAACUAUUGGCACCUUUUCUGCUACUCAUGGUCCUGAAGAGUUGCGUAGAGCAAGGAGGGGUUAAGUGACUUGCCCAGGGUCACACAGCCCUUAUACAUCAGAAGUAGUACUUGAAUCCAUAUCUUUCUGCCUUUGACUCUGGGUUCUCUAUCUACUAUGCCAGGCUGCCUCUCAAAUAGAUAGAUGGUAGAUAGAGUGAUUUUUCUUUCUCUCUUCCUCUCUCUCCCUUCUCCCUCCCUCCCCUCUCUAUUUCACUAUCAAGAAUUUGGCACAAAACCAAAAUAAAAAAGAGAAGUAAAUUCAGUGCCCAAGCCAAAAUACUCCUUUCCUUCCCCUCCCUUCUCCCCAGACUCCCCGAUUGCCUAGGGAAAAAAACACCAGGGAUUGAGACUUAGAACAAGUCGAAGGAAGGGCGUUCGGCAAAGAACAAGGAGUCCUUGCCAUAGUUUCUUUUGGCUUUCUAAAACAUACAUUUGGAAGCUCAGCCUUUCUGACAUCUCCCAGAAGACUCGAUUGCAGACCUCUCUAAGGUGGUAGAACUGCUUAAUAAUGCUCUAGACAAGAGAAAAUCCUUCAACAGAGAUUCCAGAACUAUAGGUAGAAAAAACGGCAACUGGAGUAUGUGAAGGAGAUAUUAUAAUAUCUAUCUCUUCUGAGCCCGAAAUAGUUCCACUACCGUCUUCUCUUGCUGUUGGCCGAAGUACUGAAAAUACUGGGCAACUUCCAGACAAACGUCAACAACGUUUGGGGUGAUGGUGGUGGAAGGGGAACAGCCUCGGGGUAUCCAGAUGCAUUCGUCAUAAACGGCGCAUCAAGAUCAUUGGCACCUUAUUUUUUUUUCCCCUCUGCGGUGAAGACUAUGCUCGGUGGGGUGGAUGACUACAGAGAAGAGAAAACCAGACUGCAUUAGAGUCAGUCUUUUACUGAUACGGGGGCAAGGAGGUGGGGCGGCCAUACAGGUGGGGAGAUUUCUCAGUCCCCCGGGCCGGCCGACUCUUUUUCAGUGUGCAACGCAGCUUAAAUCUAGCAAGGGCCCACUACAGAAUGCAAAAGCUGUAAGCCUCGGAGAAAACGUAGUCUCCAGAUUUUGGAGAGGUGGAGGGGGUUGCGCAGGCAGGCGGUGCAUGCGCAGUAGGGCAGAGGAGGCGGAGAUGACUAAGGGAGGAGGGAGGGUUGCUGUUUAUUUGCAGCUGGACCAACUUGCAGAGGUAGCAGCCAAGCGCAGGUCCCCGGUGGUGGGUGGGUAAGUCGAUCUGCUGCUGCCGCACCAUGCUCGCUCCCAGCUUGCUGGUGCUGCCUUCUGUCAGAGCCCUCGAGGAGGAGGAUGCCAGUCGCUCCAGAGCAGCCAGGGCAGCAGCGGCAACAGCAGGAUGGUGGUGACAACCUCUGCCAGUGGCGGCGUUGGCGGCGGCAGCAGAAGGGAUCGGGCUCCCUCGGGCCAGCGCCAAAGGGGCUGCUGCCUGGCGCCGGCGGAGGCUGCGGUGCUACUGACCACAGUCUGCUGUCUGUGUUAUGCAAACUCCCUGCCGGGCGAGUUUGUGCACGACGACGUGUGGGCAAUUGUGAACAACCCAGACGUUCGGGCGGCUGCCCCUCUGACAUGGGGCAUCUUCGCCAACGAUUUCUGGGGCAAAGGCAUGGCCGAAAACACCAGUCACAAGUCCUACCGUCCUCUCUGCGUCCUCACCUUCAAGCUAAAUGUAUAUUUGGCUGGCAUGAACCCAUUUUAUUUCCAUGCGGCAAAUAUAAUUUUACACUGCUUGGUGACUCUGGUGCUGAUGUACACAUGUGACAAAAUUGUCUUCAAGGACCAUCGACUUGCUUUUGUUACUGCAUUGAUUUUUGCUGUGCAUCCCAUUCACACAGAAGCAGUGACUGGCAUCGUGGGCAGAGCAGAUGUAUUGGCUUGUUUGCUAUUUCUAUUGGCAUUUCUCUCCUAUAAUAGGAGCAUGGAUCUGCUUUACAUUGGGGAGUGUUUUCUUCCGAAGACUUCUUCAUUCUUUCUGCUGCUCAGUUUGUUUCUGGGGACCUGUGCAAUGUUGGUCAAAGAGACUGGAAUCACCGUGUUUGGAGUGUGCCUAGUCUAUGAUCUUUUUUCCCUACCUCACAACAGAGGUAAAUGGAGCAACCAAGAAGUGCAACAGUGGAUUUCUCACCAGGCUGUAGCCUCUGAACUCUCCUUGCUAUCCUCCUCUCACAAGGAAAAUGCAAAGCAACAUCCCAAAGGGACAUGGAACUCAUGCCCCUCCCUAUCGCCUACUGAACAGAAGAAUGUAAUCCCUGUGUCCAGACCAACAAUGUGGAACAUUUUGAGGUACCUGACUGCAAAUAGCAAUCAGAAUUUCCUGUGUGUCACAAGGCCAUUUUUAAAAAGAGCUGCUUUGGUUAUAAGCUAUGUAAUUGUGACUUUAUGCUUCCGAAUGUGGAUAAUGGGAGGAUCCAUGCCAUUGUUCUCAGAGCAGGAUAAUCCAGCUUCAUUUUCACCUUACAUUCUUACAAGAUUCCUUACAUAUUCCUACCUUCUGGCUUUCAACACCUGGUUACUGCUGGCACCAGUUACUUUAUGCUAUGACUGGCAGGUUGGAAGUAUUCCUCUAAUAGAGACUAUAUGGGACAUACGGAAUUUAGCCACCCUUCUCCUGGUUGUGGUGAUGCUGUUUCUGAUUCUGCAUUGCUUAACAGCAUUCAAGAGCCUGGAACAUAAUGAAGUUCUAGUUGGUUUGCUUUUCCUGGUUUUCCCAUUCCUCCCAGCCAGCAACCUCUUCUUCAAUGUGGGCUUUGUCGUGGCAGAAAGAGUCCUGUAUAUGCCUAGCAUGGGCUACUGCAUACUUUUUGUCCAUGGUUUAAAUAAGCUCUAUACGGCGUUAAAUCGAUGUGGUGCCACUACCUUGAUGAUGUCUACUUUAUUGCUUCUGCUGCUUUUCUUCUGCAAAACAGUGAAACAGAAUGAAAUUUGGCUGUCGAGAGAAUCUCUCUUCAGGUUGUAUCCCCAUCAUGCAAGUGCCCUGAACAACCUUGGAACGCUGACCAAAGACAGGACAGAAGCAAAGGAGUACUAUCAAAGGGCUCUACAGCUAAACCCACAGCAUAACCGAGCUCUUUUCAAUCUUGGAAACCUACUCAAGUCUCAAGGGAAGAAAGAAGAAGCUAUCAUCUUUUUAAAAGAUUCCGUCAAAUUUGGCCCAGAGUUUGCAGAUGCUUAUUCAAGCCUGGCUUCACUGUUAGCUGAGCAGGAAUUGUUUCGGGAAGCUGAGGAAGUUUAUCAGACCGGAAUUAAGAAUUGUCCAGAGAGUUCUGACUUACACAACAACUAUGGAGUUUUUUUAGUAGAUACUGGGGCUCCAGAAAGUGCAAUGUACCACUACCAACAGGCCAUCCAACUUAGCCCACGUCAUCAUGUGGCCAUGGUUAACCUUGGCAGACUCUACAGGUCUUUGGGAGAGAACAAAGAAGCUGAGAAAUGGUACAAACGGGCCCUGGAUAUAACACGGACAGCUGAAAUACUGUCCCCCUUGGGAGCACUAUAUUAUAACACUGGCAGGUACGAAGAGGCAUUACAGAUUUACCGUGAAGCUGCAGCACUCCAGCCUUCAGCUAAGGAAAUCCAGCUGGCUCUGGCUCAGGUUUUAGCUAUGAUGGGGCAGACAGAAGAAGCUGAAAAAAUGACCAACCACAUUGUGUCAGAAGAGGCUGGAUGCCUGGAAUGUUAUCGCCUGUUGUCAGCAAUCUACAGCAAGCAAGAACAUUACCCCAAGGCACUAGAAGCUAUAGAUAAAGCUCUACAGCUAAAGCCAAAGGACCCUAAAGUCGUAUCUGAGCUUUUCUUCACAAAAGGAAACCAAUUAAGAGAACAGAAUUUUCUUGAUAAAGCAUUUGAGAGCUAUCAAGUAGCUGUGCAACUGAACCCAGACCAAGCACAGGCCUGGAUGAACAUGGGUGGAAUUGAACACAUCAAGGGAGACUAUGUUUCUGCGAGAGGUUAUUAUGAGAAAGCCUUACAACUGGUUCCAAAUAGCAAGUUGCUGAAGGAAAAUCUGGCCAAACUGGAUCGAUUAGAAAAGCGAUUACAGGAAGUUUCAAGAAAAAGAUCAGACACAGUAGCACUUUGACUGAGGCUCUUGGGGUAGUUUGAGCUCUCUGGGAGAGGGAAAAUUAUUGGGAGGCUUCAUUUUCAUACCAGUGGAGACAAGACUUUGGUCAAGCUGAUCAUCCAGGAUGGUGCAUAUGGAUACAUCUCUUGCUAACACUAAGUGCAAUGAAAUUUGUAUAUUUCCACAGGUCAUAAAGAAUGGUCAAUAGCAAAGGAAAAGAAUAAGGAAAUAACCUCAUUUUAACCAACUGUUAUGCUUGGGUUAGCCCUAGGGAUCCCUCCAAAUAUUGCUCUAUUCUAUCAAUUCUGAAAGCUGAUAUCUUUUUUUCAGUUAUUCAUAUCAAGAAAUUUAAAAAGCAUUAGACUGUGGAGGCACAGCAUCUACUUCUUGUAGAGGGGGAAAAGAAAAUGGAAGAAGAUCCUGAGACUGAAUACUUACAAGGCAAACCAAAUAGAAAAUUCCAUGGAGUAUUAGUAAAAGACCACCAAGGGAUAAUUUACUUAAUCCUGAGGGCCAGUGUGAUAUUAUCUGCAACCUUGGAGAGAGAAUGGGGAUAAAUAUCUGGAACCUUGGAGAAAGCACAGGGAUAAAAGGAUGAUGCAAGGGAAGGGGGGGGUACUAUUUUCAAAGUUCUAUUAGGAGUAAACAAUGGCCCACUCUCAUAUUUCUUUUUUUUUCAUCCUCAUAUAAUUUAUAAGGAAAGCCACUAGAAUUAUGCUUGGAAAUCCCUGCCUGUCCAUGUGUAAAGGGAAGGGCAGGAGGAAGAAAGAGAAAAGGACAGUGUAUAAUUAAUUAUUAUAAGGAAAUGUUACUUGAAUAUUUUAUUGUCAUUAAACAUGCUAUCACUUUUGUAAUAGUUCCCCUCCAGUAUUUUAACAGAGCUGUUAAAAUCACAAACACUAUUCUCAUGCUUUCAUUAUGGGUGAGAGUUUACCAUAUGUAGUCACCCCCAGAUCUUCCUAGUCACAUUCUGCCCAUCUUCUUGCUACUCCAUUGUGAGUGUCCUUUUCCCUUUCUACCUCUUAGUCUGGACACACUAAUUAAAUCAACACUACCAUUUCUGAAAAGGGUGUGUCAAAUCAAUGCCCUAUAAUUCUACUCACCAUUCUUAUGUUUUUCCAAAUGAAAAAAAACCAUCUCUGGCUCCUACUUCCUUAAUAUAUCAUAUAUAUGUGUAUAUAUAAAUAUGAUAUUUAUAAGACAUGAAAGAUGUGAUAUAUCUAUAUUGCAU